UUGUUAUAUUCUCCCCCAAAAGUGAAAAUUGCCACCAAGGCCAAUCCCUUGGAUGGGAAUUCACUGAAGCCUGACAGUCUCCGGUCCCAGUUGGAGCUAUCACUGAAACGAUUGCAGUGCCCCCGGGUGGACCUCUUCUACCUUCACUUGCCUGACCACGGCACUCCUGUGGAAGAGACGCUGCGCGCCUGCCAUCAGCUGUACCAGGAGGGCAAGUUUGUGGAGUUUGGCCUCUCCAACUAUGCGUCCUGGGAGGUGGCCGAGAUCUGUACCCUCUGCCAGAACAACGGCUGGAUCCUGCCCACAGUCUACCAGGGUAUGUACAACGCCACCACCAGGCAGGCGGAAACGGAGCUGUUCCCCUGCCUCAGGCACUUUGGACUGAGGUUCUACGCCUACAACCCUUUGGCUGGUACGGGCUGCUGCGGGCCAGGCUACCCCUGGAGGGAGUGGGCCUCCCUGGCCCUGGGAAGCAGGG
Pteropus alecto (black flying fox) is the source of this 478-nucleotide messenger RNA. Its product is annotated as aflatoxin B1 aldehyde reductase member 2-like. NCBI's taxonomy places the organism in Eukaryota, Metazoa, Chordata, Mammalia, Chiroptera, Pteropodidae. The transcript has 3 exons. The annotation marks the transcript as partial. The record is from RefSeq and is a predicted model, not a curated record.